UAAACAAAGCAUCAUAGCAAAAGCAAAAGCAAAAGCCAAAGCCCUUCGUUGCAAUUCCCAUUUCUCUCGUAUUAUUUUCAGGCCAUGGCUGACGAGCAACACCAUACAGCCGGUGUAGGUGGGACCUAUGAAGGAGAGGGUGAAAUCAAAGAUCGAGGAAUACUCGAGCUUUUGGGUAAGAAGGAAGGAGAGCAGGCUGUGGUGACUGACGUUGAUAAGGUCCACUUGUCAAAACCAUGUGAGAAGCUCCAUCGAUCUCACAGCUCUUCUAGCUCGUCUAGCGACGAAGAAGAAGAAGAAGAAGGUGAAGCUGAUGGAGAGAAGAAAAAGAAAAAGAAGUGGUUGAAGGAGAAGCUCAAGGAGAAGAUAUCUGGCGAAAAGGAGGAAGAAGUGAAAGUGACUGAGUUUGAAGACACAUCAAUUCCCAUUGAGAAAAUCGAAGCAACACAUGAAGAUGAAGUUGCAGGAGAGAAGAAAGGCUUUAUGGAGAAGAUCAAAGAAAAGCUCCCGGGCGGUCACUCAAAGAAGCCUGACGACAGUGAAAUGGUCGAGUGCGGAGAUGCCACUUCGGGGCAUGAAGGCGAGGCUGGUAAGGAGAAGAAAGGACUGUUGGAGAAGAUCAAAGAGAAGUUGCCUGGUUACCACAAGAAUGGAGGAGAGGAGAAGGAGAGUGCCAACCACUAGAGGAGUCUUGUUUUGAUAGUUUUAUGUUAGGAUGUGAUUUCUUUUGUGUUAUGGUUAUGAUUUGUGUCCUUUUGAUUGAUCGUCCAUGAUUUCAUGUCUUUUAUGUCAUUUAGUGUUUAUGAAUGAAGCAUGGUUUUA
Messenger RNA from Magnolia sinica, 822 nucleotides. RefSeq names its product dehydrin COR410-like. Gene Ontology annotation, cellular component: membrane. NCBI's taxonomy places the organism in Eukaryota, Viridiplantae, Streptophyta, Magnoliopsida, Magnoliales, Magnoliaceae. The transcript has 2 exons. Gene Ontology annotation, biological process: response to water. The coding region runs from base 85 to 684 and encodes 199 amino acids. The record is from RefSeq and is a predicted model, not a curated record.